AUGUAUCACAACACUGGUUAUGGGAGAUCGGACUCGGAGGACAUGAUGCGCAGAACUGAUCACGACUACGGUGACCUUCCGAGUCAACCUGAGGACACGUACUACUCACUCCCCGAGAUUCCUGAACAAGCUCAGGGCGGUCAUCACCCAUUAUCCAGCUCUGAUCUCAGCGGGCCAGCCGCCCAGUCCACCCUUUCCGACGCACAGUAUCAUCGCGCCCUAAUGCAACUCAAUCGGUCUCUAGGCUAUCCCCAAAGUAUUCCCGCGCCUCAGGCGUCUCUACCAUCAGCCGCACCAUCUUAUUUUUCACAUUCAACGGCGCCGACCGGCGAUGAUAUUCACCUUUCUCAAUCAUCCAUGGGCACAUCCCACAUCCCACAUCCCACGUCCUCUGAUCCGAGUCCUUUACAUUCAAUGUACACGCCUCAAGCAAUUCUCGCGAAUGCUGCGGCGCAGACGCACCUACUUAACGAUUAUGACGGUAGUCUGCCUCUACCUAUCAUGGUCCCGUCUCAGGGUACUAUCCGUCCGAGUGAUUUGGCAUUGCCGCCAGCCAUUGCCGAUUAUCGGCGCAGUUUUCCUCCACCACUCAUAUCCCUGGACGGUGUUUCUACAUUACCGCCAGCAGCACCAGAUGAUGUGCAGCCCCUCGCGCGGACGCCUGCCCCCAGGCCUCUAAAACGCAAGAGUUCAUUCUCGUGGCAAUUUAUCCCAUGUUCGGGUCAGCGGCAGAAAAUGGCCCCCCUAUCAGUGCCUGCUACGAUGGCCUCCGACCCGAUCCCCACUGGGUCUACGCAACCACAUAUCGAACUUCCCCCCUUGAAAUACCAAGCGAAUCACCCAACUCACGACGACUUUGUUCUGGCUGCACAGAAGCUCAUUAUCAGGGACGCGGUCAACAAUUGCGCCAUGAUAAAACCCUCAGCGAGGGAGGGGGUGAUUCAGGCCACGUUAGCAGAUGCAGUAAAGGAUCACUUAACAAAGGCUCACGGUAUACGAUCCGACUCGGCUGAUUCGGUGAAAAAAACAGUUCAAGAUUUUAGUCAACGUUGGGCGGCGGAAAAUACAGGAUCGUUGUACAUGACUCUCUCCGCGCCAUUCAAACUCAUAAUGGCGGUUUCUAAGGAGAUAGCGCUCAACGUCGUUGAUCGAGGCUACGAUCUACGUCCCUCACUUUGGUCAGAUACGUCGGAAUCAAAAUGGAAACAAACCAAGAUCAACGACCUCGUCAACGACGUAACGUGGCCUCUGAAAUUUAUUUUCAAGAGGGAUGAAAAGACUAACCAAUGGAUGGCGUUCGAACACGACGCGAUUUUAGACGUGGUUAUCGGUGUAGUGAGGAAACUCAAAUACCAGCACUACGUCAACAACCUCGACAAUCUCUAUUGCACGGCUGUGGCUGCAAUCUACUGCGUUUUCAAGCAGUAUUCUUCCGGAAAAUUACAAGAGAUGGAGUUUACGGCCCAAGCUUUCAAAUUCAUGUACGACAUGUCGAAGAAACACAUCACUGAUGUCAUCGAGAAGGAUGAGGAUUUGGCGAAGCGAUGGUUGGAUGUGAAGGCCCUCACCAUUGUCAGAUUGGCUGAUGUCGCAUCAUGA
Molecule: messenger RNA, 1599 nt
Organism: Suillus clintonianus
Lineage: Eukaryota; Fungi; Basidiomycota; Agaricomycetes; Boletales; Suillaceae
Exons: 3
Coding region: 1-1599 (532 amino acids)
Source: RefSeq, a predicted model, not a curated record